Messenger RNA from Cantharellus anzutake, 644 nucleotides. RefSeq lists its product as uncharacterized. The record is from RefSeq and is a predicted model, not a curated record. The annotation marks the transcript as partial. NCBI's taxonomy places the organism in Eukaryota, Fungi, Basidiomycota, Agaricomycetes, Cantharellales, Hydnaceae. The transcript is spliced from 2 exons.
UUAGGUAAUUCACACUAAUGCACGUUUUUGACCUUGCUGGAUAUGAAAGGGUAUGUUUGCAAGUAAUCGUACGUCGUACAGGAUCAUGUAGCCGACCCCGGCUUCUGCGUGGAUUCCGUGAACGCUGCACAUCCCAACAUCCACCCUCGUUUGUACGAGAUUCUGGUGCCGCGCCUGUGUGGCCUGAGGAUGACCAAUUGAGUCAGGGUGUUCUAGACAACAAUAUUGCAAUAGGAUUUGCCAUCAGGCACCACAAAUGCCCGGCCCCAUCCGCUCGAUACAUGUUCACCUGCCAGACUCGUACCCAGUCAUCGUUGCGCACUCGUGGACGGGCGCGCGACUCGAAACGACCGCGUCUGGAGGUUGAGUGCAAGUAUGAAUUUAAUUUGCCCUUCAAGUUACUUACCGAGGCUAGUCUUCCUCAGUUGUGUGUCGGCGGAGUUGAACAAACCAUAUUAUGGGGAUCGAAUGGGAUGGGAUGCUGCUUCAUUUAUACCGAGUGCAUGUUAGUGUCUUUCCGUUUGCGGACCAGCGGGGUGCGAAGACCCCGGAUCCGCUCAUAACCACGUUCGUUUUUUGAGCAAAAUCCAUGGGGACUGCAGGAACUCUGAUACCGAAAAAUCUCAAGUCACUUCCCACAACUA